Messenger RNA from Fusarium pseudograminearum CS3096, 164 nucleotides. RefSeq lists its product as uncharacterized. Lineage: Eukaryota; Fungi; Ascomycota; Sordariomycetes; Hypocreales; Nectriaceae. The annotation marks the transcript as partial. The record is from RefSeq and is a predicted model, not a curated record. The transcript is spliced from 15 exons.
GCUUUAAAGUAAAUAAAAGAUUUUUAAAAAUUAUAAGUUAUAGCUUAUUAUUAUUAAUAGUAUUAUUUAAAAUAAGAAAAGUUCUUAAGGCUCCUUUUAGACCUUUAAGGCACUAUAGGCUACUCUACUAUAAACUUACUUUAAACCUAGAUUUAUUAGGAUAA